This is a messenger RNA of Metarhizium acridum CQMa 102, 2628 nucleotides long. RefSeq lists its product as uncharacterized. Gene Ontology annotation, molecular function: DNA-binding transcription factor activity. NCBI's taxonomy places the organism in Eukaryota, Fungi, Ascomycota, Sordariomycetes, Hypocreales, Clavicipitaceae. The record is from RefSeq and is a predicted model, not a curated record.
AUGGAACCGACUACAAAAAAGAGGAAGUUGGCUCCAAAGGUCCACGCUUCGCCGGCCGCCAAUCCUCCGCCUGCUGUGCCUGGUACUGCCUCUGGUUCUACUACAGCUACAACUACGGCCACGGCCACGGCCGCAGCUACGACUGCUGCUGUUGCUGCCGCUGUUGCUGCCACUGCCCAGUACACCCACGAACCAUCGCUGUCACAGAGUCAGCAUUAUACAGCCCACGAUGUGCCGCUUUCCGAACGACAGGACUUUGAGUCCUUUGCCCGACACCUCCAAGAUGCUGCCAUGUUGAUUCAGCGCCAAACCGAAAAACCGCCUUAUGGAGAUGUUUCUGUUUUGCUCUUGAGCUGGGAGGAGGAUCAUUCUGUGGAUGACGACGUCGUCGCCUUCGAGCAAGUAUUGCAGAACACAUACAACUACGCCACUCAACGAUGGCAAAUCCCCACUGUACCAAACCCGAGUAUCAAACUUGGUGUGCAAAUGGCAUCAUUUCUUGAGAAUGCUCGGCCGAACCACCUAUUGAUAAUAUACUAUGCGGGACAUGGCUAUGUUGGUGUCGAUGGUCAUUUGUACUGGGCUUGCAAUGGCCGUGAAGAUGCUGCUAAGCUCAAGUGGGACGGAGUCAGAUGUUUGUUCGAAGAUGCACAGUCCGAUAUUCUUCUGCUACUGGACUCCUGUGCGACAGCUGAUCCUCCAACCGCAGGCAGUCAUGGCAUAAAACAGGGCAUCGCCGCUUUCACUCCUGAACACGGCUCAAGGGAACAGGGAAGCCACUCCUUUACAGCUAAUCUAAUUGAAGCUCUGCAAAAACUGCACAAUGGACGACCCUUUAGCGUCAAUCGGCUCUACGAGGAACUUGUGGCACAGAGGCAGCUCCAAAAUGCACAAGCUAGCAGACCUCUGAACCACACGCCGGGCGCGCCUGUGCAAGGCCAAUUACCGCUGUUAUUCACCCUGACACCUGGUCAAAGUCAGCAUCUCAUUGUGGCGCCUUUGCCGUCGCGGCACACUGGGCCAACUCAAAACGGCGGUGAAGCAUCUGACGGCCAGGCCUAUCGAGCACGCGAGGAUCACCUCAUUGAUCCGGAGUCUGUGGCAGACAUCCGAUUUGACGAAGCUCGCAUAUUGGUUUGCACGACAUUUGUUGGCGAUGCGAGUACCGAUAUGUCAUAUUUCAAUCAGUGGCUCCAAAAUACGCCACCACUUGGGUCCAAGAUUUCGGUAGAGGGAAUGUUUUUAGGCCCGCCAACGAUGCUACUCAUUUCCAUGCCCCGUUCAAUAUGGGAUGUUGUGCAGCACGACAAAGUGUGUUGCCUCCUUGGAAACGUGAGCUCCCACAAUAUGCUCCAUCUGUAUGAAAGACUGGUCGGGCCCGGCGGCGUUCGUCCAUCUGCAAAGGAGGUUGAGGACGGCAGAAUAUUGUUGGAGGCGAGAGAACUGGCGGCUGGUACACCUGCGAGGGUAGCACACCGGGUCGCUGAACGCCACGACCACCUUUACCGCUCCUCUGCCCCUCGGGAUCACCCUGAAUUGGUGCCGCAGAGCAGCUCCUCGCAGGCACCAUUUAGCCUCGGGACUCAAAAGCCCAAGGACGAUGUGGAAGACUCGGCGGAAAUGCAGGAAGCAGCAGAGCAACUCAAGGCACUGAGUCAUGUGCGCCAACGAAGCAACGAGGCGCUCCCAGUGGCGGAAAGAAUCCGAACCAACUUGCCUGGUGGGUUGUCCAACGAGACGCCUCGAUUGCCUCAAGGCACAAGCGACGUCGCAGUUGAUGAUUCAGCAAUGUUGAUGGAUAUUAAGAUGACACCUAAUUCAAAAUCAAAGGGUCCUCGGCGAUCCGUCUUUAAGCAAGAGUAUCGAUGCAAUCACUGUAGUCAUGCCCCAUUUAAAGACUCGUCGUCUCUUCGCAAGCAUGUUGCCGCUGCGCACACGAGACCAUUCCCUUGCGCAUUUUCCUUUGCCGGCUGUACCAGUACCUUUGGGUCCAAGAACGAGUGGAAGCGGCAUAUUGCCUCCCAGCAUCUCUGCUUACAGUAUUAUCGCUGUUCUGCUUGCCCGCAGACGGCAGCAGAAGGCAAGGGCAAUGAAUUCAACAGAAAGGACCUCUUUACGCAGCAUUUGCGGCGAAUGCAUGCCCCGUUCCAGAUCAAACGAGCGAUAUCGCAAGGAGACGGGCAGUUACAGUCAGAUUGGGAUGCACAGGUCAAGGAGAUGCAACAAUCGUGCUUAGUCACACGACGCCAACCACCGCAACGAGCAGCAUGUCCAAAACCAGACUGCCGAAAGGAGUUUGACGGAGCGAAUGCAUGGGAUGAAUGGACAGAGCACGUAGGACGCCACAUGGAAAAGGGAGAAGGGCCGGUUCUUGGAGCGGAUGGGCUACUGGCGCAGUGGGCUUUGGACGAAGGAAUUAUCGAACCCAAGGGCGAUGGGGAGUACCGAUUAUGCACCACUAACGGACUGCUCGGGUCAUCGCAAGGCAGUUCGGGGCCAGUGGUAGAUCGAAAGGACUCAAUGAUGACGUCGUUUACCACCGAUUCAUCGCAGCUGGUGGACACAUUGAUGGCGGAUUCGAAGCCGGGCGAUGGCGAGGUCGAUACCAGCCAGGCUACCGUUGUGUAG